AUGCCGUUCGCACAGCUCGUCGUUGGCAGCCCUGGCUCUGGCAAGAGUACCUAUUGCGAUGGCAUGCACCAGUUCAUGGGCGCCAUCGGGCGCGCAUGUUCCGUCGUGAACCUCGACCCAGCCAAUGAUCACACCAACUACCCCGUGGCGCUCGAUAUUCGGUCGCUCAUCAAGCUCGAGGACAUCAUGCGGGAAGAUAAGCUUGGGCCGAAUGGAGGAAUUCUAUACGCCCUCGAGGAGCUGGAACAUAACUAUGAAUGGCUUGAGGAAGGCUUGAAAGAGUUUGGAGAAGACUAUAUUCUUUUUGACUGUCCCGGCCAGGUGGAACUAUACACACAUCAUAACUCUUUGAGGAAUAUCUUCUAUAAGCUCCAGAAGAAUGGUUUCAGGUUUGUGAGCGUCCACCUCUCAGAUUCCAUCUGCCUCACACAACCCUCGCUCUACGUUUCGAACGUCCUACUCUCCCUCCGAGCCAUGAUCCAAAUGGACAUGCCCCACGUCAAUGUUUUGUCCAAGAUCGACAAAGUCCACGCAUAUGACGAACUACCCUUCAAUCUCGACUACUACACCGACGUCGAAGACCUAGGCUAUCUCACACCGUACUUGGAAGCCGAAUCUCCUGCUCUGCGCAGUGAGAAGUUUGGCCGCCUCAAUGAAGCCAUCGCCAACCUGAUCGAGAGCUAUGGUCUGGUACGAUACGAAGUCCUGGCCGUUGAGAAUAAGAAGAGCAUGAUGCAUCUCCUCCGCGUGAUUGACCGCGCGGGCGGCUACGUCUUUGGUGGCGCAGAGGGAGCCAACGACACGAUCUGGGCCGUGUCCAUGAGGAACGAGUCGUCCAUGAUGGGUGCAGAGGACAUCCAGGAACGCUGGAUUGAUAACAAGGAGGACUAUGACCGCAUGGAGGAUGAGGCCGAGGAGGAGCAAGAAAAGAUUCGGCAGCAGCAGGCCAUGGAAAUCGAGCAAUCUCAGCCAGCGGCUCCCAGCAGCGCAGGGAUGGACCCGGAUUUCGGAGAUAUGGCGGUGCCUGCAGAUAGCGGGAUCAAGAUAGUUAGAAAGAACAAAUGA
This is a messenger RNA of Clonostachys byssicola, 1065 nucleotides long. Lineage: Eukaryota; Fungi; Ascomycota; Sordariomycetes; Hypocreales; Bionectriaceae. The record is from the annotation of a GenBank genome assembly.